Messenger RNA from Drosophila montana, 2386 nucleotides. RefSeq names its product lipase 3. Gene Ontology annotation, biological process: lipid metabolic process. The transcript has 5 exons. The coding region runs from base 751 to 2127 and encodes 458 amino acids. Lineage: Eukaryota; Metazoa; Arthropoda; Insecta; Diptera; Drosophilidae. The record is from RefSeq and is a predicted model, not a curated record. Gene Ontology annotation, molecular function: hydrolase activity, acting on ester bonds.
UUGGAAAUUGACGCGCUGACAACACGCGGCAAACGGCAACAAUCUAUAAAUAAAUUGAAAAAUUAAAAAUUUCAGUUAGAAACAAAAACAAAAAACAUUUAUAUGCAUAAGCAACAACAAUUUUCUGUCGUGGAAAAUUGUUUUGAUUUUGAAUUUCAAGUUUUCCUGCGAUUCAAGAAAAGCGAGCAGACAUUGACGUCACAAAAAGUCUAAUCAGCUGCCGAGCUCAGUAUUUUCGUGAAAGUACAAAUUUCCUGAAGUUAAUCACCAGCACACACACACACACACACACAGAUACACUCGCACACAAACGCAUACGAAGUGCCCUUGGGCAAUAAAAUAAUUAGAAUUACAAUAAAAAUAGGCAAAUCGCGAAAUCCUCGAGAAAAAAAUCAAGCCAAGGCGUAUAUAUAUAUGAUUGAGCGCAAUUAUUGUUAUUACGCAUAAUUAAUAACAAAGUAAAUCAAUAUAAGGACAAGCAUAUAUUUAUAUAUAUCUAUAUAUAUAUGCUAAAAAGAUCACUUGAAGUCUUGAAACAUCAACUCAUUGCUGAUUAAGCAGCACUCCACACAUAUAUACCCUGCAAUUGAAGCACAACAAUAUUACAAGAAAAAACCUAUCAACAAAUACAACUUCGAAACAGAAAGUUUUUUUUUCGUACAGUUUAUUGCCACGAGUAACGGGGCAGGCCGCGUGGCAGUUGUCCACAACGGGGCUUUACAACAUAUUCGGCAAGUGGGUCAGUCUUGGAUGCGAAAUAUCAAGAGUUGCCAUUACAUUAUGUGCAUAAAAAUGCAACAACCAACGACAACAGCAACAACAACAACAGCAACAGCAGCAGCAGCAGCAACAACAAAAACAACAACAACAAGACGUGUCAGCAGCAACAGCAACAAUUACAACAACAAAAUGUUUCAUAUGUUGGUAUUGGCGCUGCUGCUGUUGCAGCUCAUAAGCGGCCAAAUCGAUCCGGUGGAUGGCCUCAAAGUGACGGCCACUCUCAUAACGAAUCACAACUAUCCCGUGGAGGAGCACACGGUGCAUACGCCCGAUGACUAUAUUCUCACUAUUUAUCGCAUACCCACCUCCCCGAAGAGGCAGCAACUGAAUGAAACGCAGCAGAAGCCUGUGGUAUUUUUGCAGCAUGGCAUUCUGUGCGCCUCGGAUGAUUGGAUCAUCAAUGGGCCGGAGACAUCGCUGGCCUACAUGUUCGCCGAUGCCGGGUACGAUGUGUGGCUGGGCAAUGCGCGUGGCAAUACGUACUCGCGACAGCAUAAGCACAUACAUCCGGAUACAUCGGAUUUCUGGAAGUUCAGCUGGCAUGAGAUUGGCGUCUAUGAUCUGGCUGCCAUGCUGGACUAUGCCCUGGACGUGAGCAACAGCAAAUCGCUGCACUUUGUGGCACAUUCCCAGGGCACAACCACAUACUUUGUGCUGAUGUCCUCGUUGCCCUGGUACAAUGAGAAGGUGCGCUCUGUGCAUUUGCUGGCGCCGAUUGCCUACAUGCGGAAUCAUUCGUUCAUUCUGUCCAAGCUAGGCGGGAUAUUUCUGGGCUCGCCCUCGUUCCUCACCUGGGUAUUGGGCAACAUGGAAUUGUUGCCCAUUACUAGCAUACAGAAGAUCAUGUGUGAGCAUGUCUGCUCUGUGGGUUCAAUGCUCAAGUUUUUGUGCUCCGGACUGCUGGAUUUUAUUGGCGGAUGGGGCACCAGACAUCUAAAUCAUACCCUAUUGACAGACGUUUGUGAGACACAUCCGGCUGGCGCUUCCACCACACAAAUUAUACACUAUCUACAGCUAUACACAUCGGGCGAUUUUCGACAGUAUGACCAUGGCAAGGAAAAGAAUGAGAUUAUCUAUCAACAGGCCGAGCCGCCAUCAUAUAAUGUUCAAAAUAUCAAUAGCUGUGUAAAUAUGUACUACAGUGAAAAUGACUAUAUGUCCGCUGUGGAGGAUGUUGAGUAUUUGGCCACAUUGCUCCCCUGCGCGGAUCUCUAUAGGGUGCCCUACAAAGACUGGAAUCAUUAUGACUUUCUGUGGUCUGUCAAUGUCAAAGAAGUGAUAAAUAAUAGAAUAAUGGAUAAAAUGCACAGUUAUGACAUCGAUCACGACACGGACAUGAGUUUCUAACUAAUAUAUAAGUAAGCGGUCCCAAGUAUAUAAAAAAACAAAAACAAAAAAAAAAAAGCUUAGCCAAAUCCAAGAAGGGUACUCAGAAUGUAAAUACGUGUAAAUAAUAUGGUUAGACAUGAGCAUGUGCGUGAUAUAUUUGGUAAUGUUAAUGUUUAAGUUGCAAAAGGUUUGUGAAAUGCUUCUAGUAAAUAUAAUUUAGAUCUUAGUACGCUAUAAAAUAUACGAUACAUAUUUGUUUUUUAAAAACACCGCCAAA